This is a messenger RNA of Trichobilharzia regenti, 1270 nucleotides long. Lineage: Eukaryota; Metazoa; Platyhelminthes; Trematoda; Strigeidida; Schistosomatidae. The record is from the annotation of a GenBank genome assembly.
UGUCUGAAAUAUGUAUAAAUACGUGUUGAUUUUCAUAAUAAAACGAUCUGUUGCCUGGCCCUUGUCUUCUGUUGUUACAUUUGGUGUCGCUGCCUACCGACAAAUGAAAAGCCUAUACCCUGCAGUUUUUGAUGGAGACAUAUGGAUCUUCGGGCAGGACUUCAAGGCUUCUGCGCAGUUGAGUGGCGUUCAAGAUCUGUCAGCGAUGGAGCUGCUACUUGAGACGCUGCUGGGAGGUCGGGCGAAAGCAGCAUAUGAAGGUGUGGGCCGAAGUAUGGACGAAUGUUCGACAGGGUCAGGCAAACAGUUUCCAAAGUGGGAAGGACCAUAUAUGGUCACUUCGAGAUGGGGUUACGCAGACACAGUCGCAAUGGCGAACAAUGAGAGGCGCGUGAACGUCAGCGAGCUCCAGAAAUGGAUACAGCGAGACAAGCCAACGAUGACGCCUGCACCAAGUAGAUCAAGCCGACUUCAGUCGCACGUAUUUGACGGGGGGACGAGUGUGGUGAGAGCAGGCUGCUAGCCGAUUGGUUGGCACUAAUCUACGUUAAGGUCUAGGUCACUAAUAUGGGCCGUGAACAAGGCUGAGUCAACAACCAAUCACAGCAAAGUUAACGUGGCAAAAUAUGAUUCGCAGAUAGAGAACUCUGUUUGUCAAGGAAUCCCGAAACAACCAAUCAGAAGCCUGCGUUUGUCUACCUAAACAACCAAUCAGAUGACUGCGCUUGUCUAUAAUAAUGUUGUCUGAAAUAUGUAUAAAUACGUGUUGAUUUUCAUAAUAAAACGAUCUGUUGCCUGGCCCUUGUCUUCUGUUGUUACAUUUGGUGUCGCUGCCUACCGACAAAUGAAAAGCCUAUACCCUGCAGUUUUUGAUGGAGACAUAUGGAUCUUCGGGCAGGACUUCAAGGCUUCUGCGCAGUUGAGUGGCGUUCAAGAUCUGUCAGCGAUGGAGCUGCUACUUGAGACGCUGCUGGGAGGUCGGGCGAAAGCAGCAUAUGAAGGUGUGGGCCGAAGUAUGGACGAAUGUUCGACAGGGUCAGGCAAACAGUUUCCAAAGUGGGAAGGACCAUAUAUGGUCACUUCGAGAUGGGGUUACGCAGACACAGUCGCAAUGGCGAACAAUGAGAGGCGCGUGAACGUCAGCGAGCUCCAGAAAUGGAUACAGCGAGACAAGCCAACGAUGACGCCUGCACCAAGUAGAUCAAGCCGACUUCAGUCGCACGUAUUUGACGGGGGGACGAGUGUGGUGAGAGCAGGCUGCUAGCCGAUU